UUUAGUGGGCUAAAGGAGGAUUAAAGAGAUUAGGCCACAUUAUUCAAUCUCUGCAGAGUGUGGAGAGAAAUCAUUUGUUAAGAAUGCUUAGAAUGGGCAGAAAGAGAGAGAAAAAGAGAGAGAAAGAGAGAGCAUUCCAGAAGAAUGGAGGCAUCCUACUUGAGAAGCUGGUUGCCACUUGUAAUGGCAAGCCUCCUAUCCCGAUCCGUAACUUCUCCGAGAAAGACCUUAUCUCUGCCACCAAUAACUAUGAUCCUCGCCUUGCUUUACAUGAUGAUGGGUGCUGGAAAUGGUAUAAGGGUUCUCUUGAAGGCCGAACUAUUUCCAUUAAGAAGGACAAAGGCAGCCUAUAUUUGGAUGAGGUCUUCACUGAUAUAGCUAUUUCUGCAAAGAUGAGCGCUCACAAGAAUGUUCUACGGCUCGUGGGAUGCUGCCUCGACACUCAAGUUCCUAUUUUGGUGUAUGAAUCUACUGGGGAAACAACCCUUCACAGUCGAAUUCUUGGCUCCAAUUCUGAUACAUCUCCACAUCAGAGAAUGGCGUGGCAGAGUAAAUUAAAGGUUGCAAGGGAGAUUUCUCAUGCAAUUGCUUAUCUCCACACUGCCUUCUCUACACCCAUCGUUCAUAGGGAUAUAAAUCUUAAAAAUAUUUUAUUUACCGAACAUGAUGUCCCCAAACUGUCUGAUUUUUCAUAUGCCAUCACAAUUCCCGAGGGUGAAACUCACGCAAAUGAUUCGACAUUGUGCGGGAGUCUUGGAUUCAUGUGCCCUAACUAUAGUGAAACAGCCCGAGUAACAGAGAAAAGUGAUGUUUAUAGCUUUGGUGUACUUCUAUUAGUGUUUUUAACUGAACUACUGGCCCAUGACGAACGUCGAGGAACAGAAGAUUCGGACAUAGUAAAAUAUGUGAGAAAGUGUAGAAUAAAUGAGAUUGUUGAUCCUGCGAUCAUCGCAAGGGAAGGAGCAGCUGUGCUGGAGCUUACCUUUGCAUGCACGAAAGACGAUCCAGAUGAUCGCCCCACAAUGGUCGAUAUUACGAAAGAACUAAGGCGAAUUGAGAGGAUUCUCCAGCCAUGAUUAUUAAUAUUUCCUCACUUGCUGCAUCCAAGUGCCUUUGUAAGCGUCAAUUUUAUCAAAUAAGGGAGAAUGUAUGGCUCCCCCUAGUCCUUCCCUCUGGUUAUUUUCCCUGCUAGUCCAUCAAAUUUCG
This is a messenger RNA of Corylus avellana, 1206 nucleotides long. The record is from RefSeq and is a predicted model, not a curated record. Lineage: Eukaryota; Viridiplantae; Streptophyta; Magnoliopsida; Fagales; Betulaceae.